Molecule: messenger RNA, 3312 nt
Organism: Danio rerio (zebrafish)
Lineage: Eukaryota; Metazoa; Chordata; Actinopteri; Cypriniformes; Danionidae
Source: RefSeq, a predicted model, not a curated record
UAUAAAGCACUUCUCACACACUCUCACACACCAACAGAUCAAGUGAGGAGAAAUCAUGUGCAGCAGCAGCAGCUCCAACACACCAGACCAGGGUGUGAGAGUGGAUCUGGAGUGUGUGAAGAACAACACCGAUCAUCACACACACGAGAUCACACAGGAGCGUCUGAUCAUCCGCAGGGGACAGGCCUUCAGUCUGAAAAUCAGUGCUGAGAACAUACAGCAGAACCACAUCUCCAUCACUGCUGAGACCGGCCCCGGUGUGAGUGAAGUGAAGCACACACUCUUCUCCUUCAGCACUCAGAGCUCCACUAACCCCGCUCAGGUGUGCAGCCGCUCUGAGUCCUCCGUCAGCCUGGCGCUGGUGUUUCCGUCUGAUGCUCCAGUUGGGCGAUACUCUGUGUGUGUGAAGCACGGAUCCUCCAGCUGUAUGAACACACUGACGCUGCUCUUCAACCCCUGGUGUAAAGGUACACACACACACACACAUAACAUAAUGAUUAGUGAAGUUUGUGUUGUAUGGAGUGAUACUUGUGUGUGUGUGUGUGUGUGUGUGUGUUCUCUCCCUCCAGAUGACCAUGUGUAUCUGCCGAGUGAAGCGGAGCGGCAGGAGUACAUCAUGAGUGAGCAGGGCGUCCUGUAUAAAGGAGUAGAUGAAUACAUCACCAGCAUGAACUGGGACUACGGUCAGUUUGAGGAGGACAUCGUGGACAUCUGCCUGAAGCUGCUGGAUCUGAACCCCAAGUGUCUGAAAGACCCUCAGGAGGAUUAUUCAGCUCGCUGCAACCCUGUAUACGUCAGCCGAGUGGUCAGCGCUAUGAUCAACUGUAAUGAUGAUCAGGGUGUUCUGGCGGGUCAGUGGGGCGACUCGUACACCGGUGGGGUUCCUCCGUCCCGCUGGAGCAGCAGUGUGGAGAUUCUGCGCCGCUGGGUUAAAUACAACUGCAGUCCUGUCAAAUACGGCCAGUGCUGGGUGUUUGCAGCUGUCAUGUGCACAGUGCUGCGGUGUCUGGGUAUCCCGUGUCGUGUGGUCACCAACUAUCAGUCUGCUCACGACACUGACCGUAACCUCGUGGUGGAUGAAUACUUCAGUGAUUACGGCGUUCGGCCCAAGAACAGCCAGGACAGUGUGUGGAACUUCCAUGUGUGGGUGGAGGCCUGGAUGAGGAGACCCGACCUGACAGAGGACACACUGUAUGACGGCUGGCAGGUGCUGGAUCCUACACCACAGGAGAAGAGCUCAGGCACGUACUGCUGUGGUCCGGCACCAGUCAUGGCUAUCCUGGAGGGUCACACAGAGGUCAAGUAUGACGUGCCCUUUGUGUUUGCGGAGGUCAACGCUGAUCGAGUGUGCUGGCUGCUGAUGACGGACGGGUCCAGGAAGAAGAUCAUGUCAGACAGCAGAAGUGUGGGUCAGAACCUCAGCACUAAAGCUGUGGGCAGCAGCAGCCGGCUGGACAUCACUGACCUCUACAAACACGGCGAGGGCUCAGCGCAGGAGAGAGCCGUCUACACUGAAGCUGUGCACAGACUGACUGACCUGCAGAUCCCCGAGUCUCCUCCAGUCAGUGUUCAGAUGAGGCUCAGUCUGGACGUCCCGCCGCUGAACGGAGCUGAUGUUCCGCUGAAGCUCUUCCUGAAGGGCAGCAGAGCGCAGUGUGUGUGUGUAAACAUCAGCGCGCAGGUCAUGAGGUACACUGGAGCCCCGGCGGCUGCAGUCUGGAGCCACAGCACUGAUGUCCAGCUGCAGGACACUGAGGAGAAAGCUCUGUCCUUCACACUGCCGUACUCUGCAUACGGACACAGAAUGCUGGAAAACAACUGCAUUAAAGUCUCCGCCAUCGCUAGAGAGAAGAACAACCCAAAGGACACAUAUCUGACCGAGAAAAACAUCAUUCUGCACACUCCAAACCUCAGCAUCACUGUAAGCGGUUCUCCUCUGCUGGACAGUGAGAUGACGGCUACUGUACAGUUUGAGAAUCCUCUCUCCUCAACGCUGCAGAACUGCUCCAUCAGUCUGAGCGGCAGUGGUCUGCUCAAAAGCACAGAGAAGUCCAGUACGGUGCAGCUCGGCCCGGGACAGAGGAUCAGACUGCAGGUCAGCUUCACACCCUACAGACUGGGACUCAAGAAGCUGAUGGCCACCUUCAACAGCGCCACCUUCAAGGACGUUCAGGCCAGUGCGGAUGUCGAUGUGAGAUCAGCGUGAGGUCAGCAGGAGGUCAGCGUGCUCCUGACCCUCAGCACAUAAACACCAGCACAGACCGGCUCACAUCUCUGCAGAUUAUACACGGUUAAUAUCCAAACAUCUCAGAUUCUAGACUCAGAGAACAAGAUCAGCAGUGUUGGGGAAAGUUACAUCAGAGAGUAAUGCACUACAAUAUUGAGUUACUCCACAAAAAGCUGUUACUUAGUCACUUUUUAUGGCACGUAAUGCAUUACAACACUUUUGAGUUUAUUUUCUGCCCUCAUAAGGCUUGAUUUCUUUCACAACUCAUUAUUUUUUCUUAAAUAGAGGAGCUCUGCAAUGCACAACACACUGUAGAACCUUCACUUACCUUUAAAAACACACAUCAAUAACACUAAUGUAGGAUAAAGUUAUCUUCUGAGCACUUCCAGAGCUCUGCAUGCCGUAUAUACAAUCUGUUUGUGCAAUACAAUAAUGACCGUUUACAGCAGUGUGUUUGCUGCUGUUAGUCUCAUUAGUGCAGUAAAUCAGUGUGAUUGAGACUAUUAUAAUCCCCUUUUCCUGUUCUUCAUCUGUUCAGAAUAAUGAGAAAACUUCCAGCAUUGAGAAAUGUAAGCUGAAGUAAUCAUGUUCUGUCUGUUCCUGCAUUCCCUCAUCAGUGCCGGAUUCAACACUCUUGGUAAUUCAGCUACUGAUUAUUUAAAAGCUAACUAAUUAAACUAAAAAGUAACUCAAAUAGUAUACAUUUAUUAAAGUAAUGCAUUUCUAUACUCAUUACUUAGAAACAUAAUAUUAUUACUUAACUUCUUGUAAUGCGUUUCCCCAACACUGAUUACAUAGUCUAUGUCCUAAGUCUAUGAUAAUCCACAGGGCAACUUUUCAAGCAGCAUUGCAGGGAACAAAUGAUGCAUAAAUGGACACCCAGCGAGACAACUGAUUACAACAGUGGGUUACAGAUACAAUAUAGAUUAUCCAUUCUUAAUAGAAAAGCAGCCAAACUACAUCAAUCUGCAUAAUUGCCUGGCAACAUUGCUCAAAAAUAAGAUUACAUAUACAUACAGAUGAAGUCAGAAUUAUUUGCCCCCCUGUUUAUUUUUUCCCCAGAUUCUGUUUAACAGAGAGCAGAU